AUGAGAUUUGAUUGUAAAAGAAAUGCAAAGAGCAAACACAUGCAUCGUAAGAGCACUAUCAAGAGGGUCUUCAAGGUCUUCUUUCUGUUCAUCCAAGGCAUGCUCCUGACCUCUGGGAUCGGAAUGCUGAUAGUAAGCACAACGGUGUAUAUCAAGUCGUACAAGCUUCUUGGAAUAACCAAGAGCAUACUGAUGCUUUUAUAUGCAUUUGGAAUGCUGAAGAUUCUGUCUGCUGUUUUUGGAUACAUGGCGUUGUCAUCGAAGAAGAGAGUACGGGUGUUUGCAUAUGUGUGUGUGACUCUUGUGCUAAUGAACAUUCAAGCAAUAGGAGUUGCCAAGAGUGUGGUUAUUUAUGAAAGGUCUGGGGAGUGGGGGAGCAAAAGAUGGGGGCUAAUGGACGAGAGCCAGCGAGGGCUCAUUCAGUCGAAGUUCAGGUGCUGUGGAUUUGGAGAUGCCGAUGAUAGAGCAGGGGAGGAAUGCCGUGAUGGAAUUGGAUGCAUGCACAUGAUACAGAGGGUUGCAAAGAAGAUAUCUGUGGUAGUGCAGAAGAUAAUAAUGUUUUCGUUUCUUUUUGAAUCUGUAGGAAUAGGAAUAUUGAGUAUGCUGAUGAUUCGGAGAUGA
Ordospora pajunii is the source of this 621-nucleotide messenger RNA. RefSeq lists its product as uncharacterized. The transcript has a single exon. Lineage: Eukaryota; Fungi; Microsporidia; Ordosporidae. The coding region runs from base 1 to 621 and encodes 206 amino acids. The record is from RefSeq and is a predicted model, not a curated record.